Pelodiscus sinensis (Chinese soft-shelled turtle) is the source of this 4202-nucleotide messenger RNA. It is a transcript of the gene NUDT15, whose product is annotated as nudix hydrolase 15. NCBI's taxonomy places the organism in Eukaryota, Metazoa, Chordata, Testudines, Trionychidae. Gene Ontology annotation, cellular component: cytosol. The record is from RefSeq and is a predicted model, not a curated record. Gene Ontology annotation, molecular function: 8-oxo-7,8-dihydrodeoxyguanosine triphosphate pyrophosphatase activity. Gene Ontology annotation, biological process: dGTP catabolic process.
UCUACUGCGGGACCUUCCAGGAUUGGAAGAGCUUGGCGGUACGUCACUUCCUGACUGCUUGGCAUAGGCUCUGAGCGGCGCGAGGCAACCGGAGCGAGCGCUUUGCCAUCACGUGGCCUUGACUCGCUGUCGCCGGUGACAGUAUGGAGGAUGGCCGGGAGCAGGCGCGGCCCGGGGUCGGCGUGGGGGUGGUGAUUACCAGCCCCCACCACCCUGAUUGCGUCCUCCUGGGUAAGAGGAAAGGCGCCGUCGGGAACGGCACGUACCAGCUCCCCGGAGGGCACUUGGAAUUCGGGGAGAGCCUGGCGCAGUGCGCCCGCAGGGAGAGCCUGGAGGAGGCCGCGCUGCACCUGAAGAACGUGCGCUUCGCCUCGGCCGUGAACUCGGUCAGCGCCCCGCAGCGGUACCACUACGUCACCGUCCUGAUGAAGGGGGAGGUGGACACGGAGCGCGAGCCCGAGCCCAGCAACCGCGAGCCGGAGAAGAACGAGAGUUGGGAAUGGGUUAAAUGGGAAGAAUUUCCUCCACUAGAUCAACUAUUCUGGCCUUUACGCUGUUUAAAGGAACAAGGUUACAAUCCUUUUACAGAAGACUUUAAUCAUCUCAGGGGAUACACAGGAAAUCACCACUAGAUGGCAUAGUAAAUUCAUUUUAUAGUGUGUAUAAUAAGUGUUUGUUCUUACAAAGAAACCUGUUUCCAUAUGUAAAAGACAGGGAUAUCUUGUUCCCUCCGCUAGCAUUCUGUCCUUACCAAAGUCAGAAAGUUGUUGCAGAGCCUUUUCCUUCUUCAACAUCAAGCAUCUGUAACAGUCGUUGUCCUUGUAUCCCAUUAUUUAUUUAUUUAUUUAUUUAUUGAACUAAUCAAUAUUAGACAUGUUCUCUAAUUUAAAACAAUCAAGUAUCUUAUUUUAAAAGAUCCUACAUAUGUUAGAAUGGUAGCAUCUAUCCCAUAAACUUUAAUAUAUAGAUAGUAUGUCCCCUUGAUAUCUGUGGAACUGCUCAGCUAAAACUAGUGAUAAGGGAAAGCUGCAAAGAAAUACAGCUUUUCCUUUUAUUUGUCGUCUUGUUCUUCAUUAAAGUGAAGGUUUGUUUGCUUCCACCCUGCAGUCGUGCCCACAAAAGAUCAUGAUAAUAUAUGUAUGUACAUAUGUGUGUGUGUUAGUCUCUGAGGUACUACAGGACCACUUGUGUUUAGGGUUUUUAGGUUGCAGAUUAAUAGGGUUACAUCCCCCUAAGACUUUUAAACCUGCAGUCAUAGUUAUAAACACAACUUCUAGACCUUAACAACAGCCUCACACCAGCCUCUGUUAUUUUAAAUGAUGCCACCAACCUCUCCAUAGGCAGAUUUUAUUUCGUUUGGUCAUGCUGAGUGCCUUGUACUGGCUGCAGAAACGUGCUAAGUGCUGAAAGAGGAAGCGGGAAUAUAAUGAUUUUCAGGAAUGGGUGAAAGUUCUAGAAUCCUACAUGGUAAGUCUUUUUGGUAUGAAACUUGAGUUGUUUGAGUUCGCUCUGCUAUAAAACAUUAACUCAUAAACAAAUUGUAUGUCCUGCUAAUCUUCCUUUGAUGCCUAUGCAUAAAGUUGUAUGUGUAAAAAGUUGUAUGUGCCUGUUAGCACAAUGUUAAUAGUAAAGUAGAAUUCUUAAUGUUGCUGAACAUGUUGACUUAAAAAUAUCAGAUUUAGCAUGAAAAUUUUAAAAAAGCAAGACAGUGCAGACAGACUUUCUUUGAGAUUUAUGGUUGUAGCAGCAUUUUUUAAAGAAAAUUUUCAGUGCGCUGUAUUUGUGUUUCGUAAACUUUCUUAGACCACGGAACACCAAACAAUAAUAUUUUAUGUGGAACACCUAUGAAAAUUUUCUUCCAAAAAAAAUUGUUGUCAGACAAAAACAAAGAAGUAACACAAACCAAGAAAACAAAGAAGUAACACAAACAAAGAAGAGGUUGCGGCACACCUGCGAGUUGUUCGCGAAACACCAGUGUUCUGUGGAACAUAGUUUAAGAAACACCGCUAUACUUACUGUUGUGAAUUAUGCUGCUGCAUAAUUCUCAGAAAUGCUAGAAUGCUAUAGCAUAUUGAUAAGUCUUGUUCAUAAACAUGACCGUUCCUACUGGAUGGACUACUAAUACUUCAUUCAUUGGAUAAGGAGUGCAGCCACCAUUAAACUGGACAAAAGCUAUGGCUUUUAGUGUUCAUCUAAUUUCUCAUCAUGAAGUGGUGUGACACUCGAAAUUUAAAUGAAUUGGCAGUGUGUAACACUGCAAAAGGCAAAUAUUUAAUAUGCACAGAAUUAAAGAUUUCCAUUAUUUUAUCAGAAAAAUCAGAAUUCAGAUUGGGCCAAAUCCUGGUCCCACUGAAGUCAAUGGAAUUUUUUUCUGUUGACUAUGAGGAGACUGGGAUUUUACAGAAUUAUGAUUUAAAACAUCUGGUGGCUAAAACUUCUUAUAAAUAGUUCAGUUGUUCUUCAAGCAACAUUUUAAAAAUAUAUUUUGUAUUCAGAAAGAGGGGGAAGGUUAAGGACAAUAACAUUGGUUGUUUCACUUGCAUAGAAUGUAUGUAGAGGAAGAAUGACAAGAUGUUAGGGUACAAUGCAUUAUAAUUUCCUACUGAGAAAUACUUUUUUUAAAUGUGCUACUUAACUGUGCAACCUCUUGUGGAAAAGAUGUAUAUUCCAUAAAAUAUAUUGUUAAAUAUAUAAUAUUCCAUAAAAUAUAUUAUAAACAUUAUUGCUAAAAAUCGUUUUUAAAUUUGACUCAUCGUACUUCAUACUGCAGUGUAUUUUGUGCAAGUUAUUUUUCUUUGUAAGAGGUUACUUAAGGUUAUCUUCCUGAAGGUAACACUUCAUGUACACUGUGAGGGUGCUUUCAAAUUAUCCCAACCACACGUUAAACAAGACUAUCAGAACAUGCGACAGGUUUACCGUCCUUCCAUCUAAUGGUACUAAAGGAAGAGAUUAAUUUAAUUUAGUUUCUGGGAGACACCAAACACGAAUGUGAAGGAAUAGGCCUAACUUUAAAAUGUUUAUUGCAAGAUAAAACAAUUUUAUACAUAUGGAUUAAUUGAUUGGUAUUUUUUGUCUGUGUUGCUAAUGAACAGAGAUCGAUAUGGUAAAAUAUUGGGCACAAAAUAACACAUGUCCAGUUGAAAUCUGUCAAAACUGUGGUGUUGCACUCAUACUCACACAAGAGACUAGAUGUAGGCUGCAUCUAGUUUUUUCUUUGCCUAGUUUUACUGUAACACUUCAGCCAGCAAAAGGUAUAUUCCCAUCUUAGUCUUGGGACAUGUAUAAUUCCAUGGGCAAGUUAAUGUAAGGGAGCUGUUGUUACAUUAUUCUACAGAAUUAUUCUACAGAAUUGCAACUUCAGUGGUGUCACCCUCUGCAACAUGGUGGAGGGAGACUGCUUCAAUUUGCUUUGCCAUCACGGAUCAAAACGAGUAGCAGUUCAGUGGUAUUAUCAGCUUUCUUUGGCCAAAAAAGUGCAGACACACUGGUUAAGGCAUCAGUAUCUAGUCAGAAAUUAUGGAAUCCACUCCAAAUGUUAUUAGCUAACAUACCUUACUUAACAGUUAAUUACAGCAUCCAAGUAACAUAUUACAACAUCCAUACGUUACUCCUAAAUUUGCUUAGUAUUCUGUGAUUCCCCUGCAGAAGUGGAACUGUAGAGCUGCUGGCUACCAGUAGGAGCUGUUAAACUCACUCAGCUGGCAGUGAUUGAAGUGACCAGCCUGUCAGGGAUAUAGGUAUUCUGCACAUUUUGGCUGCCAGGCUUCAUCAUGCUCCUAGGGAUGGGGUCCAGAUCUGGCAAAAAUUGGGAAAUGGUGUGGUUCCUCCCUGUUCCCCAGCAGGAUAGUAAAGAAGCUGGUGGGAGUGAAGGCUUUGGGGUUUCAGGUGUCUGAGCUGGGGCUGCCCCACAACUUGGGGUGGAGGAUGGGGUGGCUGGAAUUUUGGGAACCCUGUGGCUGGGCUCAGAAAGGAAUAGAAGUGAAGGUGUCUAGGCUGGGGGGUUCCCCUAGCUGGGCUCUGGAGGAAGAGUAGUGCAGGUUUCUGGAGUCCCCACUCAAGGCCUCCCCUCCACCCCACUGGAACUGGGGGAAUCUUUGUGUUUAUUGUUGACAUACUUACUGACACGUAUUUUGAAAUUACAAAAUAAUUGAAACUAAAGCGACUUAUACUGUUGUUUUGACAAAUAAAAUAUGCAGAAUUUU